AUGUUGGUUGGAAACUUGCUCAUGCACAAGCAGUACAAGCGGAGGUGGCGGGCCGUAAAGGACCUCCGUGACGUCUAUAUCCGCUUUAACCAAGCCGAGGCCUGGUAUGAUUUGUAUGGAGUCGACCAGAACCCAGGACUGCUGGGCAAGUGGCUUGAGUACCUCCACGCCCUUAACCUUGAGCAGUUUGACUCAGACGUCUGGAAGGCCAUGCUAAAAGCCAACAAACGCCGCCCAGAGCUCACGCCGGAAGGGAUCCAGCGCAACAGCCAAGUAGCGUUCUGCCACCAAGAUAUGAAAGAAUUGUUUGUGGUGGAUGGAAUGGUUUGCUCACCCCACUUUGUAACCGGGAAUAAGAUGCGGUUUGAGAAGGUUGGUGAUCUGCUAAAGUUUCUCUUCCUUUGGGACGAAGAAAAGCGGCUAGGCUGGGGCGAUAAGCCCUAUCGAACAAUUUUACGGAAGAGCUUUGAGCUGAUCGAACGACGGCUCGGCCGUAGAAGAGCGGACCGGUGGCUGAGUGAAUUCCUGCAUCUCGUCCGCCUAACGCACUGGAUUCUCCCAUAUCCAUCAAAUGCCGCAUUCAUCACAGCAACAAAGACCAGUAACGGGCAAGGCCUAAAGGGACGAAUGAUGUGGUUCUCGGCCGUAUACACUCACCCAAGCAUAGUAGAGCUUCCAUUUAAAUCAGUGCCCAGCGCUCUCUACAAGGUUCUUUGGAACGCGCAGCGGCAGAUAUUGGGAAGUGGAAGUAGUGGAGAGAGGAUGCUGUGGGGCACAUCUCAACUUAUUUCUGCAUGCAGAGCGCAGGGAAUCCUCAUCCACGGUCUUGAGGAAGAGAGAGAGUACUGGGUAGUGGGAAAAAGGAGCGUUGGGCUGAAAGGGUUUCAGCCGUUAUGGGAGAAGGGGCUGCCGCCAAAACUAAAGAUGAUGAAGAAGAUUAGAGAUAAGAGUCUUGACGAGUUGGACGAGCUAAUGGUGGAGUUCACGCGCAUCCAAGGUGAGGGGGAUGAAAGUAUUGGUAACCAGGGAGUGACCAAUAAUAAUAAUGAAGGUGAAGUUGGCGAAAGGUCGGACGUACGGCAUAGGCGGAGCAUAAGAGAAGUAUUCAUGCGUCAUAUUGGCUCCAAUGGAGGCAGGAGUAGUCAGUCUAGUGAGAAUAUUGGAACGCCUACAGCGAGCGGGAGUGGUAGCGUUUUUAUGCCCUCUGAAAGUGUUGAUUAG
Molecule: messenger RNA, 1221 nt
Organism: Lindgomyces ingoldianus
Lineage: Eukaryota; Fungi; Ascomycota; Dothideomycetes; Pleosporales; Lindgomycetaceae
Exons: 1
Coding region: 1-1221 (406 amino acids)
Source: RefSeq, a predicted model, not a curated record